Messenger RNA from Oncorhynchus mykiss (rainbow trout), 2956 nucleotides. The record is from RefSeq and is a predicted model, not a curated record. NCBI's taxonomy places the organism in Eukaryota, Metazoa, Chordata, Actinopteri, Salmoniformes, Salmonidae.
UGUCUGGGUCCUUUGUCAAUUUGGUGCCGUUCUGGAAAUCCCAGGAUCUGACUGACUAUUCCCUGUCUACUAGAAGUUAGUUACUGCUUAUAAGCAGGAAGAGAAUAGUAAGGCUUUCAAAGAAGAUAGAAUACGUUUUUGCUUUUGAAAUAAACUUUGAAAAGUAUUUGACUGCGACUCGACCCGGAUGCAGUCUGGGGAUACAUACUGGCGUGUUCGGGACGAGAUCGAGGCACUGCACUGCCUGAGCUCCGGGAGGGGAGCUGCCUGCUGGAGAGAGUUGCUGGGCGAGUGAGCGAUUUACUACAACAAGACAGCGCGACAGCGAGAACAACUUCAGCACGCCUAACUAGUUACUAGGUAUUUUCAAAACGAACAGAAAACAAGGUCGGAAGGCAGCGCGGGAGCUAUUUAUAACAUUGCUGCUGAUAAAGUGCCACAUUGGUCACGUUCGUAAAGUAAUAUUUUUGCGGGGCGACAGAUCGGAGGAGGGACGGGAGUGUGUGAAGCACUUUGAUGUGGGCUGCUGAUGGUUGUAGCAGUGAGGAGAAGGGAUUUAACAACUUUCCUAAACACAUCAACAAGGGAUUCGUGGCAAUAUUUCCCGAAAUACAUCUCCGGUUUACCCACGAAGCUUUCCCCCUGAUGAUGUGAGGGGACCAUGAUGAGGACAGGCCAUGGUGAGGACUCAGGACCCAGCGCUGGGGAGGGCACCUGGAACAUUGAUGGAUACUGGAUAUAGAGGUCAGAUGGUGUUCUGAACGAGACAUGGGUAGCUACUGUAGCUGUCCUGACAAAGACUUCCCUGAUAAGCAUCAGAGCAAAUUCAAGGUGAUAAAUGUGGAUGACGAUGGUAAUGAGUUGGGCUCAGGCUUGAUGGAGCUGACAGAGGAGGAGCUUAUCCUCCACACCAGGAAACGUGACACCGUCAAGUGGCCUUACCUCUGUCUGCGUCGCUACGGUUACGACUCCAACCUCUUCUCCUUCGAGAGCGGGCGACGAUGCCAGACUGGACAGGGUAUCUUUGCCUUCAAGUGUGUGAGGGCAGAGGAGAUGUUCAACGUGCUGCAGGACAUCAUGCACAACAACAGCAUCAGUGUAGUGGAGGAGCAGGUGGUGGAGCUCAACCCUAUAGAGACUACUGAGAUGUCCCGCAAACCACACACUGCUGCUUCUGGCUACUCUGUACCCACGUUACCGAACGGUAUAGGGCGCUACCCGUCGUUUGGUGAGGCCUCGUCGCGCCCUUCUAGCCGACACCCGUCUGUAGGCAGCGCCAGGCUGCCCUCAGUGGGAGAGGAGUCAUCACACCCCCUCCUGGUCUCAGACCAGUCGGUCCACACCUACGUAAACACUCCUGGGAUACAGGAUGACCGGCGCACUCGCCCCAGCAGCCACACCCCCUUGGAACUGCGGCUGUCCAAUCCGGAGACGACCUCCUUGCUAGCCACCGCCCCUCCGUCUCCCACGGAGACAGACAUGGAUACGGAGCCUCAGGUGCUGCUGGAGCCAGAAGGGGCUAAAUUCAUCCUGGGUCCCACCCCGGCUCAGAGGAGGCAGAAGCAGACCCCUGGGGAUGAGGACAGGGAGGCUGGGUCCAGACAUUCUGGGGAUGAGGACAGGGAGGCUGGGUCCAGACGUUCUGGGGAUGAGGACAGGGAGGCUGGGUCCAGACGUUCUGGGGAUGAGGACAGGGAGGCUGGGUCCAGACGUUCUGGGGAUGAGGACAGGGAGGCUGGGUCCAGACGUUCUGGGGAUGGAGAGAUGGAGCUUGGGGUGUCUGGGUCUAACGAUGAGCCCAGCUUGACAGCUCCCUCUGGGGGUCUGAACGGGAAUGGGAACGGCUGUGUGGUGGGCGCCACCCUGGGUCUCCAGGCAGGAGAUUGUGAUACGGGCUAUGACAGUGAUGAACGCAAAGACGGGCCCCCUCCCCCUCUUCCUCCUAACCCAAACCCUCCACCUCUCCCAGGGCCCAAACCCAGCACCAUCUCCACCUAUGAGCACCACAACGGCAACACCACCCAUCCUUAUGUCUCCACCCCUGUUCCAGCCCCCAACCCCCGGCGUAACCGCCCCGCCAUCCCCCUCCCUGACUCCUCCCACAAUGCCAACAACUCCGCCCAGCGGCGCACGGCGCUCCUUAACUACGAGAACCUCCCGGCGCUGCCACCGGUGUGGGAGACCGCCAGGCGCUUCUCCGAGGGAGACGAGGAGGACGAAGAGGAGGUGUAUCACGGAUAUGGACCAAAGACGCCCUCCCUUAACGGCUACCACAACCACCACCACCAUCCUCACCACCAUCACCAUCACCUUCAUCACCACGGUCUGGGUCUGGACCCCAUGCACAACUACGUCAACACAGAGAAUGUAAACGUCUCGCUCAGCGCCAAACUGGACUCUGCGCGGAUCCUUCCGCGGGGGCGGGACUCUAGCGGCGUCUGUUUGACCCCCAGCGUCUUUACCUUUGACUUCCGGUCGGGGCGAGUGGCGGGCGGACCGUGUGGGUUGGGGUUGGAUCCCCUGAGGCAGCUGAACUACAUUGAGUUGGAGAUGGAGAAGGGUUCGGACUCCAGCGGGCCGCAGACACCCAAGACCCCCACCACUCCCUGUGGCGUCGGCCUGGGCAGUCUCCUCCUCCCACCCUCCACCCCCACGCGGCGGACCGAACUGUACGCCAUGAUCGACAUCGAGCGCACGGCGGCCAUGUCGAGUCUUCAGAAAGCACUGCCCCGUGACGACGGUACCUCUAGGAAAACCAGACACAACAGUACUGACCUUCCUAUGUGAACUUCACCACGCCCUACCAUACCUAGCCUACCAAGCACUGAUCUCAAAUGGAACCCUAUUCCCUAUAUAGUGCACUACUUUAGACUUGGACUAUUCAUAAAGUGCCUGAGAGUAUGAGUGCUGAUCUAAGAUCAGUUUGACCUUUUUAGACAAUAAGGAAUCCGAUGAC